AAAGCACGCCCAGAAGGAGGGCCUCAUCCCCAAUGUGACAGGACAGAGUGGAGCCCACACCGGAACUGUGAGUGGUGAUUGUGAGGCACAGAAAGCCCAAACACUGGCAUGCAGGAGAGGCUUCUUCUUGUGCUGGGGCAGGACGCAGGAGCGGCCGCUAGGGGGUGCUGUGUAUCGAGAAGCUGCCGGUACUCUCUUUAUUUUGGAACCGGCGCCGUGUCCGUCCUGCCCAAAGCAAUCUGACAUGCAACGGUGAGAGCGGGCCGGCGUCCUGCUGCAGGAUGUGGCUGAAACCUGAAGAAGUGCUGCUGAAGAACGCGCUGCGGCUGUGGGUUACUCAGAAGUCUAACGAGUACUUCAUUCUGCAGAAGCGACGUGGACAUGGGGACAGUACGGCCAAGUUCACUGGUCGUCUGGUGGGAGCACUGGAUGCCGUUUUGGAUUCCAAUGCACGUGUUGCCCCAUUUCGCAUAUUACUUCAGGUCCCUGGAUCUCAGGUUUACUCGGCCAUUGCUUGUGGUGAGUUAUUGAACGGAUCAGAAGUGUACUGGGCCAUAGCAAUUGGUGCCACAGUAGAAGAGAUCACUCAACACUGGGAAUGGCUGGAACAGAACUUGCUCCACACUUUAUCAGUGUUUGAUAACAAAGAGGAUAUUUCUAACUUUGUCAAGGGCAAAGUAAAGGGCCUUAUUGCUGAGGAGACCAGCAGCAAGCUGGCAGAACAAGAAGAGGAUCCUGAAAAAUUUCGUGAUGCCCUGGUUAAAUUUGAGAGCAGGUUCAACUUUUCAGAGGCAGAGAAACUGGUAACUUUCUACUCCUGCUGCUGCUGGAAGGGCCGGGUACCACGACAGGGCUGGCUCUACUUAAGCAUCAACCACAUCUGCUUUUAUUCCUUUUUUCUGGGAAAGGAAUUGAAGCUUGUGAUCCCCUGGGUUGAUAUUCAAAAACUUGAAAGAGCAUCCAAUGUUCUAAUGGCGGAUAUUAUCAUAGUCACCACACAUGAAAAGGAGAGAGAGUUUUCAAUGUUUCUGGAUAUCAAUGAGGUCUUCCGGAUAAUGGAGCAGCUAGCAGAUGUGGCAGUGAGGCGGCUGUUGGACAAUGAAGUGUUUGAGCUAGAUCCAAAUCUGCAGGAGCCAACACAGAUAACUAAGAGGGAUCUGGAAGCUAGAGCACAGAAUGGUUUUUUUCAGGCCCUAUUUAAGCUCCCAAGGAAAGAGAAGCUUCAUGAAGUAGUAGACUGUUGUCUUUGGACACCUUUCAUCCGCUGCCACACAGCAGGAAAGAUAUACACAUCUGAUCGCUACCUAUGCUUUGCCAGCAAGGAGGAUGGACUAUGUAAUGUUGUCAUUCCUCUAAAAGAGGUAGUAAGUGUCGAGAAAAUGGAAGACACCAGCCUUCUUCCAAAUCCUAUCAUUAUCAGCAUUCGACAUCAGAUGGCUUUCCAAUUUAUAGAGCUAAAAGACAGAGAUAGUUUGGUUAAUGGCCUGCUGUACAGACUCCAAGAAAUCAGUUCCAGUACCCUGUCUGCCAGGCAUAACGAUCUGAAGUUCAGACAAGAUUGCUUUGGUAAUAUGAACAUAAUGGUUAACCAAAGUGAAGAUGGAAAUGAAAAGGAGAAGCCGUCAUUGAAUGCAGAAGCGUUGAUGGCUAUGUUUCAUCAAACAGGAACUGAGAGCCCUGAUGCUGGCAUGUCCAGGGAACAGAUAAAAGAGCGGCUAUGGAAUGACCAUUUUGCAGAAUAUGGGAGAAGCGUAUGCAUGUUCCGUACAGAAAAAAUCCAGAAGCUUGUUGCAAUGGGAAUACCCGAGUCACUCCGUGGAGAACUUUGGCUUGUUUUCUCUGAUGCAGUAACUGAGAUGGCAUCACACCCAGGUUAUUAUGGUAGGCUAGUGGAGGAGUCAAUGGGCAAGUGCUGCUUGGCGAAUGAAGAGAUAGAACGGGAUCUUCACCGCUCCCUUCCAGAGCAUCCUGCCUUCCAAAAUGAAACUGGCAUUGCAGCUUUAAGAAGAGUUCUGACUGCUUAUGCUUACAGAAAUCCCAAAAUAGGAUAUUGCCAGUCUAUGAACAUUUUGACUUCAGUCUUACUUCUGUAUGCCAAAGAAGAGGAGGCUUUUUGGUUGCUGGUUGCUGUAUGCGAGAGGAUGCUUCCAGAUUACUUUAAUCACAGAGUCAUUGGAGCUCAGGUUGACCAAUCCGUAUUUGAAGAACUUAUAAAAGAGCGACUUCCUGAGCUGGCUGAACAUAUCACAGAUUUAUCUACGCUAGCAUCUAUAUCUCUGUCAUGGUUCCUUACCCUCUUCAUAAGUAUUAUGCCUCUCCAAAGUGCUGUGAAUGUUGUGGACUGUUUCUUCUAUGAUGGUAUCAAAGCCAUAUUCCAGAUUGGGCUAGCAAUUCUGGAUGCCACUGCAGUAGAGCUGUGCAACAGCAAAGAUGAUGGUCAGGCUCUCAUGAUCUUGAGCAGGUUUUUGGAACAUGUUAAAAAUGAAGAAAGUCCUCUACCACCAAUCGGCAACUUGCACAGUUUACUCAACAAUGAGCAAGAGGUGUACCCAGUGACCGACAUAGCCGAUUUGAUUCGGGAUUCCUAUGAGAAAUUUGGCAAUAACUCUGUGGAACAGAUUGAGCACUUACGCUGUAAGCACAGGAUACGUGUACUGCAAAACCACGAGGAAACUACUAAACAGAAUGUUCUCCGAGUUGUUGCCCCUGAUGUGUCCUUUGUCCAUGAAGAAUUAGCAGACCUGUAUGAUAUGUACAAGAGAGAGCAUCUUAUCAGCUGUUACUGGGAAGGAAUAUCUUCUACACUUGAACGCCAUGACCCAAGCAGGCCAUAUGCACAACAGUACAAGAUUGACAGCCAGCAAUUCAAAAACCUCUUCAGGCUCUGUUCCCCUUGGACAUGUGAAGCUCACACUGAGGUCCUGGCAGAAAGGAUUUUCCGCCUGCUGGAUGAGAAUGUGGAUGGCCUGAUCGAGUUCAAAGCAUUUGCAUGUUGUUUAGAUAUUAUGUAUUAUGGGGAGAUGAAUGAAAAAAUCAAGUUUUUAUACAGGCUCCAUAUCCCGCCAGCUCUCUCAGAGAAUGACCAGGACUGCCAGUCACCUCUGAAGGGCCCACUUCUGUCAACAACCAGGCCUCUGAAGAUCUCCAAGACAAAUGGAGAAAAGAAAGAUUAUCAAAAACAGCUAAAGCAAAUGCUCAAAGAUUUGGCCAAAGAAAAAGAGAAGAAUGCUGAAAAAGAACUACCAAAGAUGACCCAGAGAGAGUUCAUUCAGUUCUGCAAAACUCUGUACAGCCUUUUCCAUGAAGAUCCAGAGGAGAAUGAUUUGUACCAAUCCAUUGCCACUGUGACCACCCUCCUUUUGCAGAUCGGGGAGGUUGGGCUACGCAGCAGCAGCUCAGGAAGCACUUCCGAAGAAUUCCCUACUGUUGACCAACAAAAUGAAGCAUCCACAUCCGACCAGGACUCUGUUUUCUCAGAUGCAGUAAAGUCCCCAUCAUCAUCAUUAUCUGAACCAGACUGGGUCAUUUCUUUUGAACACAUACUGGCAUCUCUGUUGACAGAGCAGUCCUUGGUGAACUUUUUUGAGAAGCCUUUGGACCUAAAGUGUAAGUUAGAAGCUGUGAAACUGAAUCCAUACAGCCUAAAAACAAAUUGUAUGGGUACUGUACCCUCUGGUCUUCACAGUUAAUAAGCUGCACUAAUGACUGAAUACAAUUUUUUUUUCUUUAAAUUGGGGUUUGGUGGCAGUUGAUGUGCAAGAAAGAAUGUUUCACUUUACUGCACAUUCAACUCGUUGUGGACACAGUUGCAUUACAGCAUGGGAAAGUUAAGACAAUCUCAAUGCUACUAUCAUCCCGCAUUAAUGUUGAAGAUCUUAGGGGUACACCAUGGUCAUUACUUUAAUUCAAAAUCAACUUGGAAUGAGAAACACCUACUGUUUAAGCUAUGAGCAGCCCUUGAUGGACAUAAAAUCGCACAGCUGGACAGAUUUCAUUGCUAUCCUGGGGAAUGUAUUGUUACAUUGUAUGGAAGACAGUGCUAAAUGCUUAACAUGGGUGAAUUUCAGUUAUUGUAUGUGGUUAGAAAAGCUUUACAACAUUUUGAAACCUGACCACUUGUUUAUGCAUAAUAACCAUAAUAUAAGACUUGCAUUAUGCAUUGGCCAGGAGUGAGGAUAAGUGAUUCCAGCUUUCUCUACUCUGUGAAUAACCAAAGCACACUGGAUAAUCUGUUACUUCCCUGUCUUUUUGACUGUGACUUUUUUGUGAUGCAUUUUAAGGAAACCGUCCGUACCCUAGCUGCAGGCAGGACGCCAGCUGGUUUGUGAGACAGUCCCCAGGACUGGCAUGCCAAAAUUUCUUACUGUUGGAAUAUGUUCCUUGGCCUCCCUGAGGUUCUGGUCAAUGUCCUCUGUUUUGUAUGUAUGAGUUCUUUUCUUUGCACUACUAAUUAUGAUGUUUCAAUGCUGGAAAUUGAAACUUUUAUUAUAUUCGAUUUGCUUUGGAAUUUCUAUGUUGGUCAAAAAAAUGUCAGCGUUGACUUGCCUUGUGCUUUAUCUCUAGGUCUGUGCACUUUUCAAUAAAUGCUUUUAUUGUUCCCUUUUUA
Messenger RNA from Xenopus tropicalis (tropical clawed frog), 4606 nucleotides. It is a transcript of the gene tbc1d8, whose product is annotated as TBC1 domain family member 8. Gene Ontology annotation, biological process: system process. Bases 282 to 3689 code for a protein of 1135 amino acids. The record is from RefSeq and is a predicted model, not a curated record. The transcript is spliced from 21 exons. Lineage: Eukaryota; Metazoa; Chordata; Amphibia; Anura; Pipidae. Gene Ontology annotation, molecular function: calcium ion binding.